This is a messenger RNA of Paramecium sonneborni, 189 nucleotides long. NCBI's taxonomy places the organism in Eukaryota, Ciliophora, Oligohymenophorea, Peniculida, Parameciidae. The record is from the annotation of a GenBank genome assembly.
AUGUAUGUCUCAUUUUUAAUAAAGAGUUAAAUGAAUUCUAGAAAUUAAGGAAGAUUCUUGAAUGAGAUGACGAAGUAAAUUAUAGCUUCUUAGCAAAAAAAUUCUCUUUUUAAUGAAAUCUUCUAAGAAUCCUUUAUUGAAAUUAAAAUAAACCAAUGUGAUUUUUAUAUAGAAAUCAUAGACAAUUGA